Molecule: messenger RNA, 1921 nt
Organism: Chara braunii
Lineage: Eukaryota; Viridiplantae; Streptophyta; Charophyceae; Charales; Characeae
Source: the annotation of a GenBank genome assembly
GCAGAUGAUCUAGGAGAUAUAUCGAUGUUCCCUUCGAUGAAGGAGAAUGUCGAAGCAAGGAGAAUAAAAACGAGUAAAGGAAUGAAGCCGGUCAGGAGCCAGAGCAUCAAGAUAAUCUUUGAGGGGGAUAUCGCGACCACACCCAUGAGGGUGGCUGCCACCAAGUCGGCAAGAGGGUCUACAUCGAGGAAGACUGACACGGAUUACGUGAUGACGGAGAAGGACGGGCAGCGGGUCGAUGGAGAGGAGGUUAUCCUUUCGCCGCGAAAGAGGGGAGUGAAGAAGUUCUUAAUGAAGAGUUCGCUGGACGAGAUUGACACGGUUGAGCCACUGAGGCGGACCCUUCGGCAACCAAUGCAGUGCUCUAUUCUGGAGUACCUGGCGACAUCGAAGCCGGCUCGUGAUGAAUUACAUAUGAUCACGCGGAAGACUCGCAUAUCUCUAUCAGAGGAGGGUCAGGGGCCCCCUAAAGCGGAAGCUUCUACAGUAGCAGUAACGGGGGGAACUGCCAGAGCGGAUCGCAUGGCGACUGUCCUUCUCGAUGGGAUGGAAGGUGUGUCUCCAAACAAGUUUUAUAUACUUGGUAGCGGGGCUGUGGAGACGAUUAUAAACGAUGGAGCGAUACUCGAUGCUGUGAUUGAUAACGGCAGUGAGGCUGUCAUCAUAGACGAGGACCUGGCAAUACAAGUUGGACUGGGCCUCGAUAGGUCAUACCUAUUCGAGAUAGAGACGGCUGAUGGGAGAAAGCAACMGAUCACUGGGGUUUGUCACAAGGCAGUCAUAGAGGUCCAUGGGGUAAAAGUGACCCUGUCUGUCUUUGCAGUCAAGAACUGCAGCUCCGACCUGCUCUUGGGUCGAACGUGGUUGAGCCACGUGCAUGCGGUGACGAUAGAGCGACCUGAUGGGAGCCAAACAUUGUCCAUUAGGAAACCAGACGGGACGCGGGUAAUGAUUGAGACAGUGGAGCCCCGGGACCCGAGGAACAGAGCAGCUCUCGCUGUGGGUGCGAGACCCAGUGAUCAGAUUAAGUCGUUACCUAUCUCCGGCCGCGCGGUGCGAUUUCGCGAGAAGAGAUAUGGACCACUGCUCACAGAGGAAGAAGCGAGGAUUUAUACGAUUCCACAUGUUCCUUGGAAUGACACAAGAUGGAAAUACGCCCAGAAGGAGAAGGAAGAAGUUAUCGCUUUCCUGAAAGAAAAGAUGGUUUCCCACGUUGCGAAGCCGUCUGAUAGCGCUUAUGCUAAUCGAUGGUUCUUCCUAUGGAAGCCGAAUGGCAAGAUCCGAUGGAUCCAGGACCUUCAGAAGGUCAACGAGGUGACGAUACGAGACGUGGGCUCCGUGCCACACACCGAUUUACUGGCAGAAGGCGCNGGAGUGGUCGAGACAUACCUGGCCUAUCAGGAUCUCAAGAUCCUGGCGAGAAGGCCUGCCGACCUAGACUACAUCUAUUAUUCGCUCGCGACCGGUGGGCCUCGUUGGGGAGACGAGAGGAUUCAGCUUAUAGAGCUGAUCCGCUCGAUAGACGACGAGUGGCCCCAGCCUCCGUGCGUUUGGGAUUGGUUAGACCGUGAGCUCCGAGCAGGCCCCGAGUACGUGACUUGCAUCGGGCGGCUCUUCUCAGACAACUGGGGGAGCUGGUGGAGCGAGGACGCCGAGCGACCUCUGAUAUACGGCCAUCAGUUGACGGAAUACUACCAGGCCAUAGGACAGGCGUCAUACCGCGUCGAGGACGAGUUUGACGACAAGGGUUGGGAGCGAGAGGACGACGAGGAGCUGUGGGAGCCAGACUGGGUCGACCCAGAGAGUGAGGUUGACGAGGAGGAGAUAAUGAGGACUUUGACACAUUUUAUGACAUAUUGGAGCGGUCGGCGAUGAGGUUACAAGUCGUUAUAGCACUAACUUACCUCAGCUGUUAGACAGA